Molecule: messenger RNA, 1485 nt
Organism: Caenorhabditis elegans
Lineage: Eukaryota; Metazoa; Nematoda; Chromadorea; Rhabditida; Rhabditidae
Gene: gly-18
Product: GLYcosylation related
Exons: 8
Coding region: 7-1329 (440 amino acids)
Cellular component (GO): membrane
Molecular function (GO): glycosyltransferase activity
Source: RefSeq, marked reviewed
UUUCAGAUGGUACGAUUAAAAGGCACAAUUCCUAGUCUUGUUACAUAUGCUGCACUUGUUAUUUUUCUUUACUUAUUCAUUGUUAAACCAUUAGUUCCAAGAAUAUUGGAAAGCCUAAAUUCAUCUCGAAACCCGCAGGAAACGAGCAUUUUGUCAAAGAUCGAGAAUGACUUGCUUGAUGAUCUGGAUAUUAAUUGCUUGAAUAUUUUUAAUGGUUCCAAGAAUAGAAAUCAAUUACGCAUAGUUAAUUCAAGAAGUAUAGAAGAUAAAUUGCUGUACUCAACCGAUAGAUGCCAAACGCUGAAAUCUCUAUUCCGAUUCAAUAAAGUACCGCUAUCACCAGAAGAAGAAAGUUUUCCAUUGUCAUAUGGACUUCUCGUAUACAAGGAAUUAUCACAGGUUCUAUUCAUGCUCUCAUCAAUUUAUCAUCCUCAAAACGAAUACUGUAUUGCAGUUGGCGAAAAUUCAGCUCCAAUUUUUCAAAAUUUGCUCAAAGAGCUCUCAAAUUGCUUUUCAAAUAUUCAUUUUAUGAAACGACCGCCGAUUGAUUGGGGAAGCCACGAAAUAAUAAAUUCAGCAUAUGAUUGUCUGGAAUUUCUGAGUCACUUGAAAUCCGAUUGGAGAUAUUUUCAAUAUUUAUCAGGAGUUGAUAUUCCAUUAAAGACAAAUCUUGAAAUGGUUCAAAUAUUGAAACAUCUGAAUGGAACUGCAAAUGUCGAAAUCAAACCAUAUCAAUAUCAACGCCUUCGAGGUAAAAAUGAGACUCAGUCUCCACUGCCGCUUUUUAAGUCAUCACUGUCAUCACUAAUACCAAGAGAAGCUGCCAAUCACUUAUCAUCAUCAAGCAUUCCUCAACAACUAUUGGAAUUUCUUCGAAAUACUGGAAUUGCUGAUGAAGGAUUUUGGGGAACUCUUUUUGGAAACAAGAACUUGUUUGAUAUUCCUGGAUCUUUGAAUUUCAAAGAAUGGAUAUCAUACAAAAAUAAUGUAGAAACGAACUUAACAUAUCCCACUGAUGGAUGGAGAUAUUAUAUAUCCAGAGAUCAAAUAUGGUCAAAGCCCAAUUGUCAUAAUUACAUGAAAGCUGGGUCAUGUGUUUUUGGAAUUGGAGAUGUCCCAAGAUUAUUGAAGUCAAAAGCGUUGGUUGCUCAUAAAUUUUACCUAAAAUCAGAGCCAGAAGCAUAUUUUUGUUUAUUAAAGGAACACCGUCGCCGAACGUGUAAUCCCGAUUUAACAUUUGAUGCAUCAAAAUACUCAGAGUUACCGCAAGUUGAACUAUCACGAGGUCUUGCCAUGCCACAACUGACACAUAAAAAUUGGAUUUUAUGAUUUUUUUCAGUACAUUUUUUCAUUUCGGGUUCAUUUUUUGGGUCAACGUUUCCAAAUUGUUUUGUUUUGAAAUUUCUCAGGGUUCUCAUUUGUUUUAGUUAAUAAUUUCAUGUUUUUAUUUAUGAAUCGAAAUAAAAUUAAAACAUGUUUUAAAAU